UAAUGUGGCGAGUGGCUAUUGGACUGGUCCACUGGGACUGCAUCUAAUAAUUAGACCUUCUCGUUUCCUUUUCUCGGCCUCAAACUCAAUAACCCACCUGGUUCCGUUGCUCCCCCUCUUUCGUGUCCCUCUCCCUCUCCCCUCUUUUUCUUUCUUGCUCCAAAAUUUUCCCAAAUCUUGGAAGGAAGGAAGUAUAGGAAUCAAGGAUUGGAUUCUGGACCGAAAUCGCAGUGGAACACGAGGUCUGGAUUUCGGACCCCCGGACCAUCUUUCUGAUUUUGGAGAGAAACGUCUUGGGAUGAGCUGCAUGUGGAUUUGGAGGCUUUGAUGUGAAUAAUUAUAGCGUUUUGGGAGCUGAUACAACAGGAGAUACAGUUGAAAGAUCGAGGAGUUUAGCGGUUAAUUAUAUGCUGUGGAGAAAGGGAGUUGGAAGGAAGAAUUCAAACAGGUGGAAGCAAAGGUUGGUGGAUUUCCGUUCUACGGAGUGAGCUUCAAGAUCCUAAAGUGACAGAAUCUGUAGCGAUGGAUAUUCAGGGAAAAACUGAAAGCACAAAUCCCAAGCCCGCAUGUGAGCCCAAUGAUCAAAUGCAUGUGGAUGUCAAAGCUAAAUCUACAUGCGGCCUUCAGUCGAACGAAGUGACUUCAUAUGGGGAUGAACUUAUCCAUAAGGUAAGGAAACCAUACACGAUAACAAAACAGCGAGAGAAGUGGACUGAAGAAGAACACAAGAAGUUUCUCGAAGCUCUACAACUGUAUGGGCGUGCCUGGCGUCGCAUUGAAGAAUACAUAGGCACCAAGACUGCAGUUCAGAUUCGAAGCCAUGCUCAGAAGUUUUUCUCCAAGGUGGUGCGAGAGUCAACUGGUAACAGUGCAUGUACCUUGCAGCCUAUUGAGAUACCUCCUCCCCGACCAAAGAGGAAACCAUUGCACCCAUAUCCUCGUAAGCUGGGCCAUUCAUCCAGCAAGCGAAUCCCAAUUCUGAAACAACUGGAGAAGCCUUCAUUGCAGAUCCCCUCUGCCAAUGAACAGGAGAAUGGAUCACCAACAUCUGUCCUAUCUGCAAUUGGAUCAGAUACCUUAGGCUCAUUUUUUUUUGAAUCCCCCAAACAGUUGUACAUCACCAGUUGCAUCUGCUGCUGAAUCAAAUGAGCAAGUCAAUGGAGGUCAGUCACCAACCUUGUCAGUUGGAGAGGAGAACCUUGCUGCUGAAUCAAAUAAGUUUCAAUUACCAGCCUCAGGGGCCGUUGCGUUGACUAUAGGAGAACAACCUGCAGAA
This is a messenger RNA of Phoenix dactylifera (date palm), 1276 nucleotides long. The record is from RefSeq and is a predicted model, not a curated record. Lineage: Eukaryota; Viridiplantae; Streptophyta; Magnoliopsida; Arecales; Arecaceae.